AUGUAUAACCAUGGAGACAAGACUCUCUCUCGGAUCCCAGUCUCUGCAUCAAAUCUCAAUCAGGAUUUCUCAGCGUUACUUCAAGAAUCUCAGUUGAAGAAACAGUUAAUGAAACAGGAGCUCUGUGAUUAUGAUCAGAACAUAUGCAUGAGUGACAUCACCAACAACAGUUUCCAACAUCCUUGCGUCACAAAAACAGAACAUUACUCGGGGGUACAAGAAUCCUUUGGGAUGAAUGAGUUGAUGCAGAAGGAGUUUUAUGGGUAUGAUCAGAACAUGUGUAGUAUGGGUAACAUCAAUAGCAGCAGCUUUCAACAUCCUUGCGUCUCAAACACAGAAGCAGUACAAGAAUCUGUGAAUAACUAUGGGCUGGAUCAGUUGAUGCAGAUGCAGUUUUAUGGUUGUGAUCAGAACAUGUCUAGUAUGGGUAACUCCGGGUUGAUGCAGCAUGAAGUUUAUGGUUAUGAUCAGAACUUGUGUACGAGUGAUAUUACCGACAGAAACGUUCCAGAUCCUAGUCUCUCAAACACAGUCUGA
This is a messenger RNA of Camelina sativa (false flax), 537 nucleotides long. NCBI's taxonomy places the organism in Eukaryota, Viridiplantae, Streptophyta, Magnoliopsida, Brassicales, Brassicaceae. The record is from RefSeq and is a predicted model, not a curated record.